AUGGCUAGUGAUCAGCUCGGUUAUCAGCCACUGACUAUGCCUGAAGCUGGAGGAUAUGAUUAUCAAUACGUUGAAGAACCUCCAGAAAACCUAACGUGUCCAAUCUGUUGCCUGCCUUGUCGAGAGCCACAGAUAGUAGAUUGCUGUGGAGCUAAAUUCUGUUUGUCCUGUAUUGACAGAGAACGACUUGCUGGGAGGCCUUGUCCUUUAUGCAGAACAAAAGAGUUCAGAAUGUUGACAGACAAAGACCACAAGAGGAAAGUAAAGGCACUCAAAGUGCACUGCACUCACAGGGAGGAGGGGUGUCAAUGGAUUGGUGAGCUACGUCAUAUUAAAGAUCCUCAUCUAGUGAAGGAUUGUCAAUACGUCCUUGAUGAAUGUAAAUGGGACUGUGGCCAGAAAUAUACACGUAAAGAUAUAAAGUUUCAUGAACAGGAUGAGUGUGUCAAUCGACCCUUGGAACUUGUUCUGUUGAAAAAAAUUAAGAUUGGUAGAGGAGUGUAA
Molecule: messenger RNA, 504 nt
Organism: Amphimedon queenslandica
Lineage: Eukaryota; Metazoa; Porifera; Demospongiae; Haplosclerida; Niphatidae
Product: TNF receptor-associated factor 4-like
Exons: 2
Coding region: 1-504 (167 amino acids)
Source: RefSeq, a predicted model, not a curated record